Molecule: messenger RNA, 984 nt
Organism: Aphanomyces astaci
Lineage: Eukaryota; Oomycota; Saprolegniomycetes; Saprolegniales; Verrucalvaceae
Product: CAMK protein kinase
Exons: 5
Coding region: 1-984 (327 amino acids)
Biological process (GO): protein phosphorylation
Molecular function (GO): ATP binding; protein kinase activity
Source: RefSeq, a predicted model, not a curated record
AUGAUCAACAACGCGACAGAGGGCCCUGCCAAGCAGGCUCUACUCAAGCCAAAGGCCAUUGCUAUCACGUUUGGAUCACAGUACCAUCUGGGCGAGAAACUGGGUGAAGGCGCGUUCUCGGUUGUCCGCAAGUGUGUGCACAUUGGGUCCGGGACGGCGUAUGCGGCCAAGUGCCUGGAUCUGCGCAACAUCUCGCUGCAGGACUUGCACAACAUCGAGCGCGAAGUGAAGAUCUUGCAGCAGCUCCAUCAUCCGAACGUCAUCUCCUGCAAGGACUACUUCCUAGAAUCCACCACCGGGUACAUUGUCACCGACCUCAUGGAAGGCGGCGAUCUGUUCGACCGCAUCGUCGAAAAGUCCGUGUACACGGAGCGCGAAGCGAAAGACGUCGUGCACGCCGUCGUCGAUGCCGUCGCAUACUGCCACGCCAAGCGCAUUGUCCACCGCGACCUCAAGCCCGAGAACAUCUUAUUGAGCAGCCACGACGACUGCACGGCUGUGAUCAAGGUCGCCGACUUUGGUUUGGCCAAGGACGAGUCGUACCUGACGACCAUGUGCGGGUCGCCAGCGUACGUGGCACCUGAAGUGCUCUCUGGGGACCGCGGGCUGUACAACAAAGCCGUGGACGUGUGGAGCGUCGGCGUGAUCACGUUCGCUCUCCUCAGCGGGUACCUCCCGUUCUUCGACGACAACCCAUCGCAGAUGUUCAAGAAGAUCAAACACGGAGUUUUCUCCUUUGAGUCGCCGUAUUGGGACGACAUUUCCCCCUGCGCCAAGGCGUUUGUCAAAGCGGCCCUCGUCGUAGAUCCUUCCAAGCGAGCGACGGCGGAGGAUCUGCUCCGGCACUCAUGGAUGCAGACUGCCAACGACGCCACGGUGCCGCUGAGCUCGGCGCUCUCGGGACUGCGGACACUCAGCAAGCGGACGUCGCUCAAGACCGCCGCCAAGGCCGUCCUCCAGCUUCGACGGUUGUCCCCAACAUAA